This is a messenger RNA of Entelurus aequoreus (snake pipefish), 3114 nucleotides long. It is a transcript of the gene m1ap, whose product is annotated as meiosis 1 associated protein. Gene Ontology annotation, biological process: spermatogenesis; meiosis I; male meiosis chromosome separation. The coding region runs from base 288 to 1982 and encodes 564 amino acids. Lineage: Eukaryota; Metazoa; Chordata; Actinopteri; Syngnathiformes; Syngnathidae. The record is from RefSeq and is a predicted model, not a curated record. The transcript has 14 exons.
GGAUGUAUUUGUUCCAUUAUACUAUAUACAAAUGUAAAUGAUAGUAGUUGGUAUUCAUUUUGUCUGUUCGAGUCGCGGCCAUUAUUGGAAUUAGUCUGGAGUCGUUUACAGUGACGUAUCAAUUAUCCGCCAUUGACAUUUGUGCUAGUGCUAGCGUUGAAGGAUGCUUCGGCCCAGUCUCCACUUUCAAGUCCAUUCCGCCAACAGGCAUGAAGUCCCCCAGUAUGUAAGUCAGACGUCUUAGACUGCGGCCCAGAGGAAUCCUACCUGACACCAAAAAAGGUGACAUGGAUAACAAAAAGAGAUCAUACGGUUCCGCCAACACUGAAAGCUUGGUGUACUGGUCGUCCUCAUUUCUACGACAACCAGCAAGGGUCCUGAUUGUAGAGGCACUGCCGCCCUGGUGGUCCAACACCUGCCCAGUACUCUGCGAUGCUCUUGAUAACUUCUUGUCCCUGGCGUGUAGUCUGGAUGGACCCUGUAGACUCCCACACCUCAGUUUGUACUCGCUCAGCAGGCAGCAAGAAUGUCUGCUUCCAUUUGUGCAAGUUCGUGGUAACCUGGCCAGGUUGCGUUCCUGCGUGGAGGAGCUGAGGUCGAUCCCCAGCGAAGGCUGCAGCAGAGGAACAGCCAGGGGAGGCGAGAUGCUGCGACAGGUGGUUCUGGACAGCCUGCAGCAGUUCAAACAGUACAUGAGACACAUUGAGGCCAACAGCCAGGCCAACAGUCACACAUGCGUCGAGGUUACCGUGGUGACUGGCCGGCCUGGUCGAGGCGUUGUUCACUUUUUGGAGAACGGGCUCACGGAUGCUGACCUGGUGCCACUCAAGCGUCUCCUGGUGGUGCAGCUCCACACUGAGGCAGAGUGCGGUGAAGAUGCUCCCUCACCUGAAGCCUCACGUGAUGCCAGCGAAGAUAAUCUGUUGUUGGUGGACCUGCAGCAGGUGGACAACAAUGUGAUUGCAGUGGAGUCUGUGUUAAAAGCAUGGCUUCAAGAGCAAGGCGGGGACAAGGAACACCUCCACCUUCUUCUGCCCAGCCCACUGGAGAAUCACAUUCCAAUGUGCAUUAAGUGCGACAAGCAGGAGCGUCUGAUCAGCCCCGCCCUCAUCCCACUGACCCCCCACCUUGGUGUGAAGACAGAGAGCGUUCGUGAUUUCAUGUCUGUCUCAAAAGGUGCAACCAAUCAGAGCCAAGUACCACAGAAGCUGAGAGCAAUCAAGGCCCUGCGUGCUGAUGGCAUGUGUGAAAGCAUGUUGUACGGCCUGCCACUGGUGAUCCGCCCCACUACCUGCUGGCAGCUGGACUGGGAUGAGAUGGAGAACAACCACAACUGGUUUCAUGCUCUCUGCCACACACUACAGAGUCGUGACAUGGUCCUCCUGCUGCAGGUAGAAUCCACUCAAAGGUCGGCAACUGGAGGCCCAGCUGUGUUUUCUCACUAUGUCCUCCAACCCUCGGCAUCUCUCUCCUUCCUCCUGAAGCCGGUGGUCUCAAGAGAAUUGUUGUUGCCUUGCACCCCAUCAUUGCCAGUGCAGGAUCCCACACCUGAAGCCAUGCAGGUCAUACAGGGCUGCUUCACCCAGAUGGACGAGGAAUGUGUGUUCAAUCCCCACUCUCUGAGCAGCAACCUUUACCCUCACCUCAGAAGCCGAGGCCUGCUUUCCCAGCCGCGAUAUCCCUACAGGCUGCAGCCAGCUAUACAUAGACAGCAGUCUCAACCACCAGAGGGAGCUAAAGCCACAGCCAGCAGACAACCGCGUCAGCAACCAAACCAGGCUCGUCAGCUAGGAAUGAAGAGCAAGAUCAAGGCGACCGUGUCCCCCAUGCCCUUCUCUUGUUCGUCUUCACUGGGACUCCCACUUGCCAAGGCCUCUCGUCCCGUUUUGACCUUCCAAAGCAGUGGCAGCCAUCAGGCAUUCGUCUCUGCUCAUCAGGAACAGUGUGACGACAGCUCCAUAAUAACCCUGGAAGAGGACUGAUGGGUGAGUGGAGACAAAAGCAACACACAAGAAGGCCUCUCUGCUUUCCCUCACCACAGCUCAAGAAUCUCUCUGCAGGAGUUGAAAGGUGCCGUAGGACGAGAUGAAUGAAGAUAAGAGACAACAUCUUUUAGUUUAAUUUUGGAAAUUGUAAACAUGACUGAACGUUUCUACGUGUUAGUGUGUGUGUGUGAUGUUCGAAAUAGAGUCAAUGCAAGUUCAUGCAUGUACACAUCUGACCCAUUUUGCAAGGAUUUGCCCACACACAAUGCAAUUGAUUCAAACUCAUAUUAGUGUGUUGCCUCCAUCCAUUAUUACUAAUUAUACAGUAUAUUCCUCACAUAAGAGCAUCAUCUCUUUUACAUACACACACGUAUAACCAGGCUUUAAUCAGUCUCCCGCCAUUCCACCCCCAUGUUGAACCUUGUCACAUCCAGCGACGACCAGUGAGAAAUUACCUCAUGGCGUUGUGAUGUCACAGGACUUCCGCAUUCAGAAAUGACAACCACAACGACUCUUUUGUCUGCAGAGAAUUUGUGCAAACCACUAAGUCCUCAUACUGACUUUACUUGCUCGUUUCCCUGGUUCUUUGUUUUCCCUCGCAUCUUUUCUGUCAUUGUGUGUAAAUUUCAUAAGGUGGUUUAAAUAUAAAAACAAGAAGCAGUUCCUCUUUCAGCCUGCUAACCGUGUAAGGAGAAGCGAGAUAGCAAAAGGGCUAUUUUGGUGUGGGUGUGUGCACUUAUAUUUCAUUAGUUUCAGAGACUUUUCAAGUUUUGCCAUAUGACAGAAAUGUCAGAUUUUAAGAAGUUUGAGUGUUGUGUUACUGUUUGGCUUUUGUAUUUUGUUCAUUGAUGAUUAUACAGUAUACAGUUGUGUCAGUGACACCAUGGUGUAUUCUGAUAUUUUGGUGGGAGGAUUUUAAAUGUGUCUACAUGAUUAGAACUGCCAUCUUCUUGCUUCAUUUAAAUGUUUAAAAAAAAAAAACAUAAGGGAUAUUGCACUGUCAGAGGCUAAGGGCUAUAGUUUUAAACAACUCAGCAUGAUAUCAAUGCUGCAACUUCCUGCUUUGUUCUUUGUGUUUCAUUUUGAAGCAAUCGAAUUGGCACCUCACAAUAAAAAAAAAUAUCUUGCG